Molecule: messenger RNA, 764 nt
Organism: Cuculus canorus (common cuckoo)
Lineage: Eukaryota; Metazoa; Chordata; Aves; Cuculiformes; Cuculidae
Gene: TRIR
Product: telomerase RNA component interacting RNase
Exons: 3
Coding region: 41-454 (137 amino acids)
Molecular function (GO): 3'-5' exonuclease activity; 5'-3' exonuclease activity
Source: RefSeq, a predicted model, not a curated record
CGGCGCCGCCGUCGCGCGCUCGCGGAUCGCGGCGGACAAGAUGGCGGCGCGGGGCGAAGAGGCGGAGGCGCCGUCGCCGCCGCCGCCGCCCGGUCCCGGCGGGGGAGUUAACGUUUUCGCUAACGACGGGAGUUUCUUGGAGCUGUUCAAGCGGAAGAUGGAGGAGGAGGAGCAGCAGCGCGAGCGCGAGGCGGCGGCAGCGGCGGCGGCGGGGGAGGCCCCGGGGCCCGGCCCGAAGAGGACCGGGAGCGGCGCCGCCCUCAGCUUCGUGGGUCGGCGGCGCGGGGGCAACCGACUGGCCCUGAAAACCGGCGUGGUGGCCAAGAAACAGCGGACAGACGAGGAGGUGCUAACGAGCAAAGGGGACGCGUGGGCCAAAUAUAUGGCGGAGGUGAAGAAAUACAAAGCGCAUCAGUGCAGCGACGACGACAAAACCCGACCCCUCGUUAAAUAGGGGUGUGUGUCCCCCCCCUUUGCCCCCCCCUCCUCCCUCACAGCGCUAUUUAUGGAGGGGGGGGUUCAAAUAGGGGGGUGACCCCCCCCUUUCUUUCUUUCACCCCCUUUUAUAUACCGAGAGCCCCCGGCCGGGAAAAAGGACUUGACGCCGGCAAAGCCGCCCGCCGGGAUCCAGGGGGGCCCCCCCUGAACCCCAGGAUCCAUUUGGGGCCCCCCCUCCCUCCAGAUCCAUUUGGGGCCCCCCCCUCCCGGGGAAAAAAAAAAAAUGGGGGGGUUUUUGGGGUGGAAAAGGGCAAAAAUGGGAGCGG